Molecule: messenger RNA, 5019 nt
Organism: Acipenser ruthenus (sterlet)
Lineage: Eukaryota; Metazoa; Chordata; Actinopteri; Acipenseriformes; Acipenseridae
Product: ADP-ribosylation factor-binding protein GGA3-like
Exons: 17
Coding region: 65-2296 (743 amino acids)
Biological process (GO): intracellular protein transport; vesicle-mediated transport
Cellular component (GO): trans-Golgi network
Molecular function (GO): small GTPase binding; ubiquitin binding; phosphatidylinositol binding
Source: RefSeq, a predicted model, not a curated record
AAUUAAACUCUCGUUUGGGUUUGGGCUUCGCGCCAGUUCUCGCGAGGUUUCAUGGGCUGUGAAUAUGGCGGAUGCGGAAGGAGAGACUCUCGAGUCCUGGCUCAAUAAAGCCACUAACCCAUCCAACAGACAGGAGGACUGGGAGUACAUUAUAGGAUUCUGUGACCAAAUCAAUAAAGAAUUAGAAGGUCCACAGAUAGCAGUGAGGUUGCUGGCUCAUAAAAUCCAGUCCCCACAAGAAUGGGAGGCAGUUCAGGCAUUGACAGUAUUGGAAGCUUGCAUGAAGAACUGUGGAAGAAGAUUCCAUAACGAAGUUGGAAAAUUUAGAUUUUUAAAUGAGUUAAUCAAAGUAGUCUCCCCCAAGUACCUUGGCGACAGGGUGUCAGAGAAGGUGAAGAGGAAAGUCGUUGAAAUGCUGUACAGCUGGGCAGUGGCCCUGCCGGACGAAGCCAAAAUUAACGAGGCCUAUCAGAUGCUAAAGAGGCAAGGUAUUGUAUCCUGUGAUCCAGAGAUCCCUGUAGAUCAGACUCUCAUUCCAUCACCCCCGACACGCCCCAAAAACCCAGUGUUCGAGGAUGAAGAAAAGAGUAAGCUGCUGGCUGAGCUGCUGAAAAGCAAAAACCCAGAGGAUCUGCAGGAGGCCAACAGACUCAUUAAGAACAUGGUGAAAGAGGACGAAGCCCGGAUGCAGAAGGUAACGAAACGCGUGAACACACUGGAGGAGGUCAAUAACAACGUGAAGCUCCUCAAUGAAAUGCUGACCCAUUUCAACAGAGAGGAGUCUUCGGAAGCAGACCGGGAGCUUAUAAAGGAGCUGUACGAACGCUGUGACAAGAUGAGACGUAAUGUAUUCAAAUUAGCCACAGAGACGGAGGAUAACGACAACAGUUUAGGUGACAUCCUGCAAGCAAGCGAUGAUCUGUCACGUGGAAUCAAUUCCUACAAGAAGAUUGUUGAAGGACAGGCUGUCAAUGGAGAGACUGAUCUUCCUGGAUCAGCAAAUAUGGACGGCAGUAAGGAUAGCAGAAACACGGAGACCCUGAUUGACCUGGAGGAGCUCGACAUUCCCAGCCCACCCUUUUCAGAGCUGGCUCAGCCUCCUGCACCGGCUCCAGCCCUAGUCCCAGCCAAUCCGCUGCUGGCCCCAGCGAUCCCGGUCCUGCCCCCUCCCCCUCACCUGCAGGCUUCCUCUCGGAGCCGAUCCUCCAGCCAGACCGAGAACACAGCGCCCCAGGCCAGCGGCGCCCUCUCCCUGCUGGACGAGGAACUGCUCUCUCUGGGCUUAAAUGAUCCAGUACCCACUUUGAACAAUGGAAAGGAGGGUACACUAAACAAACAGUGGAGCACGUUACAGGCCUCCGACAGCGGGUUAGGCUUCUUCAACAGCAAGCCUCUGUCUGGGGCAGCUGCUCUGUCUGCUGGGCCGAUGUUCCAUGCAGCCCCUGUGUCCCGCGUUGCUCCUUGUAGUUACCCGGCCGCUCCCUCCCUGCCCAGGUCCGGUCCAGCCCCGUUCCUGUUCCCAGGGGCUGGGCUGCAGGUAGCGCCUCACUCCGGGAGUCAAGCCUUGCAGGAUCUCAGCAUGCUGGACCUGGGGGAGCCAGUGGGGCUGCCUGCCCAGUUAAAUCCGGAGCCCAUGUUCUGUCUGGGAGUUUCCUCCAGUGCUGCUUCCUCAUCUGUCUUGGGGUUCCCUGGUCCCUCCGCCACCACGGCUCCCCUUCCUGCUGCAUGCGUGGCCCCCCCUGUCUCCCACGCCAUGGUUCAGGCCAUGGCUUCCUCAUCAGCCCCCGGCAGCCCCCUCUUCCGCUCCCUUUCCCCUCUCCACCCGACACUCCAGGGGAGCCCUGCAAAGGGGCCCGAUGCUUCACUCGCCAACGUUCACGUGCAGCUGGACUCCAUCAAACCCAGCAGGGUCCUGCCUGUCACAGCCUAUGAUAAGAAUGGGGUUCGGGUGCUGCUGCACUUCUCUUCGGAGUGCCCCCCAGGCAGACCGGACGUGCUGGUGAUUGUGGUGUCGAUGCUGAACACGGCCCCGCUUCCCGUCCAGAACGUAGUCCUGCAGGCUGCAGUGCCCAAGUCGAUGAAGGUCAAACUGCAGCCCCCGUCGGAAACAGAACUUGCUCCUUUCAACCCCAUCCUGCCCCCAGCCACCAUCACACAGGUCAUGCUGCUAGCUAACCCAAUGAAGGAAAAGGUGAGACUGCGGUACAAGCUGACGUUUACACUGGGGGACCAGUCCUGCACAGACGCCGGAGAGGUGGAUCAAUUUCCACCGGCAGAAAAAUGGGGUUAUCUAUAGCACUGGCACUGAAGGACGGGAUGCCCCCCCCACCAAAGACACGGCAAUGGAUGGGACUUUGUUGACUUCAGAUAGCUGAGACAGAAUCAAUGCUUUCAUGAAUGUUUUUCCUUAGGAGGCAAGUGCUAUUACCGCUACAAAAUCCACCCUGUAUCCUCGACUUGUGUUUUUGUUUUCAUUUUAUUUAUUUAAAUACAUUUCUUUUUUACUCUGCUCCCCUAAACUCUUAGCCCUUGGCUGGACUUUGCAAGGCAGGUUCCAUUAAUGGGAGACCCCACUGAACCAUUAAAUGCCAGGGCGUGUGCGUAAGGGUGAGGGGAGAAAAUAAUUUUCAAAUUCAUAUCUGCAACUCUGAAAGAAAUCCCACCGAAGCCAGCUGAAGACGAACGUAGUGCUUAACUUGGCUCUCGCAGAGUGACAGGUUAGCAUGUGAUAUAUUGCACAGGGUGCCAAAAAAGUAUUUUCAAUAAACUUUUUUUUUUUUUCAUAAUAAUGCUGGGUAGGGAUUGCAGUACAGCAAUUGGGGCUGUACAUGAAUUGCAUUGUUGGUGUUGGAUAGAGAUGGUGCUGUGACUGAUUGGGACUGCAAAUUCAGAGGAUCUGUCUGCAAGAGGUUCUAGUAAAACAGAUAUGAAGUCACGGGGCAGGUGCAUCUCUAACAGAUCCGCUGCUGUUAGCAAAAUUAGCUACACUUACCAUGUGGAAUUUACUGUCUAUUUAAAGCAUAUUUACAUUCCUUCCUGUUUAAGGAUAAGCAGGUACAUUUACUUUGUCUGGGAUAUUUUAACUGUGUGAAAUGUUAGGUAUCUUUAGUCUUUAGGAGAAGCAGAGGGUUUAGUAUCAGUGUUCAUCUACAGCCUUGGAAACGACUGGAGGAAGCACCUCUACAGCAGUGGCAUGCCGUGACAAAAUGGACUGGGGUAGGAGAGUCGUCGCAACCGCCCCCGCCUUUUUUUAAGUGGCAGCUACCUGUAAGCCGCAGAUACCUUUCAUAAUUCUGAAAGAGUGUAUCCUUUCCCUUCCCGUGUCAGCUCGGGGAUCUGUGGUGUACAUCUCCCUUUUUUAACAAUCUCCAAUUUUUCAGAGAAAGUUCUCCUUGAAAAAGGAUUCGUAACCAAAUCAACUAUGAUGUCUCAGUUUUCUCACAUUUUUUUUAUUUUAGUGUAAAAUAAAAUUUGAAAUAAUUAGACGUUGUAAAGGUAUUUGUAUUUAUCAAUAUAUAUUUAUAAGUAAUAUCGUGCGGAAUCCAGCUAUCCUCCUAACUGCAGUGCUAACCAAGGAAUAGUCAUGUUUUCGGGUUGCUCAUUAAUGAUUGGUCAGCUAUCAGAGCUUUGACUUUCCCAUUGGUUGCUAAAGCAGGGCCUUCAAGUGAGGCAGAGAAUACCCUGGGAGAUUUAUGGCCGCCUCUGCUCACUUCUGAUUGGUCGCCUGUCUAAAAAAAUAGACAUUCUUCGACUCACCUAUUGGUUAAACUCGCUCAAGCCCUUCAACUGAAACGGAGAAUACCCUCAUCUGUUUUUUUUUUUCUAGCGUCUGAUCGUUGUUUUAGACUUAUGUGGGGGAGAUGCAGAUCUCUUAUUGACUGAUCACAUCCCCUUCAGGAAACACCUAGCCUCCUAAAAAAACCCUCUAGUAAACCCUGUAAGUCAUCUUGGAUAAAUGCAUCAGAGUAGUAUGCUUCAUAGUAUAAGCAAACACACUGUACGCGAGUGAGUGAGGCAACGUAAUGUCAUUUGACUGACAGUUUACUUGGCACUGUCUGGUCAGCAGAGAAUACCUUGGAGGUCUUGACAGCACGCCACUGCCCUUACAGUCAUUUCCAAGCACCAAUAUCAGGUGAAUAGAAAGCUUUUUGCACUCAUAAUGAAUUAAGUGGCAGAUGUAUUUAAAAGCACUAGGAGUUAAUUGCCUGGAAUUGUAUAGGCUGGUGAAACGGGGUCAGUAGUACACAGUGUAACAAGUCUUCUUGCUGUUGCAUGUCAGACAAUACUUUUUUUGAAGUAGCAGUUUAGUGGAGAUUAUGAGACACACACACUUUUAAGGUGUGGGUCUCUUCACUGUUGUCCGACAUCCAUUUCAGAUCCAAUGUUGAGUGGCGGCAGCAGCAGCUUCUCAAGUAGUCUCUCUGUCUGCCUCACUUCUAUAAACGUUUCAGUUUUCUAUAGUAGGAUUCAUUUCUGAGAUACAGGGCCACAUUUCCAAAGCAUUUCCUGGAGAAAAGUAGUUCUAAUUGUGUACCAUUAACAAGUGUUUUUUUUUUUUUAAUAAUAAAAUGGAGUAUAUGCUUUGAAAGUCGUUUCCUGCUAGUUCUGUAACAACAGCAGUUUGCUUUCUUAAAUAAAAUGGUGCAAACUUAGCAGUGUUUAAUGCUUUACAGAGGGCCUGUGGUGUUUGAAGGAAGAGUAUGGGGUGUCAAGAAAGCAAGCAAGCAAGCGUUUGCUACCAUGCUGAGUUUUACUGGUGCUGCAGUAUCGAAGCCAUUGUUCUGCCCCCUAUUGUUUUUAUUUAUUGCACUGUUGUAGGAGCCCUUUGCUGUCAGCACUGUGACGUGUUUAAUGGAAGAAGUUCUGUAUAACGUUGUAUUUAUUGUCUUUUAGAGAUGCUUAACUUGUUUAUGUGAGGUGCAGUUCGGUAUGACAGAAAGCUAACAAAACUGUACAUAUUUAAAACGUUCUUAGCUGUUCCACUGCAUGAAGAAAUAAAAGUCUUCAUUUUAAAAACGA